Molecule: messenger RNA, 312 nt
Organism: Fusarium poae
Lineage: Eukaryota; Fungi; Ascomycota; Sordariomycetes; Hypocreales; Nectriaceae
Exons: 2
Coding region: 1-312 (103 amino acids)
Source: RefSeq, a predicted model, not a curated record
AUGGCAGAGAACGAAGCACCAGGGCCCGAGAGAGAUUCAUCCCUCGAGAAUGAGGAGAUUGAAAAAGAUGGUACCUUUGCCUGCGAGAAUUUUACUAUCUCCAUUCAGGAAGUCGAUGAUUCAACAAUCAGCACUACUGAGGUAGAUCCAUACUAUGAGGAGGAAAUAGUUGACACCUCCCCUGCUGACGAAGACGAAUGUCAAAGACAGCCCCAAAGCCCACAAAUCCAUAAUAUGCUACACAGAAGUUUAUUCACCAGUUCCUCACUGGUAUACAUGGCUGUAGUGCCCAGAGCCAUCGAGAAUCCCUAG